Toxorhynchites rutilus septentrionalis is the source of this 4957-nucleotide messenger RNA. Its product is annotated as fl(2)d-associated complex component-like. The record is from RefSeq and is a predicted model, not a curated record. NCBI's taxonomy places the organism in Eukaryota, Metazoa, Arthropoda, Insecta, Diptera, Culicidae. Bases 262 to 4737 code for a protein of 1491 amino acids. Gene Ontology annotation, cellular component: RNA N6-methyladenosine methyltransferase complex. The transcript has 7 exons.
AGUGAAAUGUCAAAACGAAAAAUUCUUACGGUGACAUCGAUCGGCAUCCCAAUUGAAUUCACUUGAAUUCAGAGAAUAAAUUGUUUUCUGCUUUUCCGAGGCAAUAAAAGUUACCUCUAUCAGUAUUCCGUGUGUGUAUUUCAUCAGAGAACAGUGAAUAAAAAAAACAAUUCAAGUGGUUUUCUAAUUUCAUUUCGAUUUUCCAUUUGCGAGUGAAGUGCGAAAUAUGUGCGUCCUACUGCGGCGGGUGUCGAAAAUAAGAUGUCUACACCUGUAAAGCGUAAAAUUACACUCGAACUCAACCCGAACAAAAAAGUUCUCCCGAAAGAUCGCCCCAGCGUGUUCCAGCGCCUCGGCACGAAAAAGUUCCCCUCGGCAGGAACAACCAGCGGGAGCGGUUCCGUGAAGCAGCACCAGGACCAGGAUUCGCAUCAGGUCAUUAAUAAAGAGGAGGUUGUUAAACGUAUUGUAAACUGUGACGAGCAACCGGAGCCUGUUCCACCACCAAAACCAGUGCCGGAAAGUGUUUCAGCGCACGCCAGGCUUAUCGAGGCACAACUCGCAGCCAAACUCGGCAAAGUUAUAGUUAGCAGAGGUGAAACGAUCGGAGCAGUAGAGCCCGUUGUGCCUGCCGGUGGCAACAGCGGUGUUCCCAACAGAAACGAAACGGAACGCGGAAGUGCACACAACAGCUCCGCAGCAAGUGGGGACCGAGGUGGUGGCGGAGGUGGAGUAAGCAAUUCUGGUCCAUCGAACAACUUAGGCGGGGGCGGCGGCAGCAGCAGCGGUGCCGGAGGCUGGGAUCAAUCCAGUCUGGAGAAUGCUGAUCAGGACAUUCUAGAGCGCAAAAGAAAAGAACUGCAACAAGAGCUGAAACUUGAGAUGGAUGCCAGUGGAGGCGGAAGCGGACAUCACCAUCACCAUCAUCACUCAUCGUCGCUUGCGAUGAAGCAGAAAAGUACCAAGGAGACACUUGUGGUGAAGAAGGUCCGAAAAGUUCCGGUACCUAGGCGAUCCUCUUCCAGUUCGGACAGUUCAAGCAGCAGCGGAUCGGACUCGUCCGAUUCGGAUUCCAGCUCGAGCUCUAGCAGUUCCAGUCGGGAUUCUAGGAGAGUCAAGAAACGAGGUGUCCGACCCCGGCGAGGCUCUAGUUCCAGCUCGGAUGGUUGUGGCAGUAAAAAAGUCAUUAAGAAGCAUGUGAAGAAAGUUCCCGCUGAUGGGACAAAACGGAUUAUAACCAAGAAGAUUGGUGGUCAUUUGACUACGAAGAUUCGCGUUAAAAAGGUAACCAGUCCAGGCGGAACUAGUCACAUUCGUAAAGUUGCACGGGAUGUUUCUCCCGGUGGCAAAGUACCCACGAAAUAUACGAUAAAGAAGGUAGUCGCGGUGAAAAAGGACAAACACUCCGCGGUUGUAGAUGCACGGGAACGCGUACGCGAAAAAGAACGCGAACUUGCACUGCGAGAGAAGGAACGUGAAAGAGAAAAGGAACGCUUGAGACAUCGCGAACGUGAACGGGAACUGGAGCAGGUAAAAAGCCGUUCACCUCGAGCGCUGAUACGUUCUCGUUCACCAAGAUCGCGCUUGUCACCGACCUCGAUAACGAUAACCGCUCGUGGAAGAGAGCUAAAGAAAAAAUCUCCUGAGCCAGCGAGAUAUAGAGAGCCUGUGGCGACUGUUACCAGGCGUGCGGAACGAUCCCUUGACCGCGUUGAGGAUCGACGACGACAGCAUGAACCUUCGAAUGACCGCGAGCGUCGCGAACGGCACGAGCGAGAGCUGGUUCGGCCAAAAGAACGCGAAGAAGUUGUCGUUCGACCGUUAGAGCGACCCCGAGAACGGGAAAGAUUGGCCGUCAAGGAAAAGGUACGUCGUGUUGAUCGGGAUGGUGAUGGCGGCUUGGAAAAACCCGAUCGACAUCGUCCCGUUGAGCGGCUGUUGCCUCGACCAGCCGAACGCGCUCGUGCUCUAGCUGCGGCGCGAUCUCCCGGGAAACCAGAUCGGGAUCGCAGUCGCAGUCCCAAUUCGCCCAGAAGCCGCGAGAGGAUCCCCAGAGAGCGAUCGUAUGAACGUGGAGCCGCCGAAAGAGGAGGAUAUAUCGAUCAUCAUGACCGUCGCAGUCGCUCGAGAGAAAGAGAAUAUGUUGCCCCGAUUGUCCGCGGGGCGCGUUCACGUGAUAGCCCAUAUGAACGUCACGCUCCAGUUGUACCGGUACGGGAAACUAGAGAAUACCGAGAGAACGAACGCGGCAGCGGCUACGAAAGGGAUCGUCGUGAUUACGCUCGAGCUGAGUAUCCGGAUGAUCCGCUCCCGAGACGGGAACCCGAGAGGGAUUGGGAGCGUGAACGAGAACCAGAUCGUGCACCCUCGCAUCGUGUUUACGACAGACGCGAAGAACACGGAGGUCGAGACUGGGAUCGUGAUCAUGGGCCUCCUCCACACAGUCACAGUCACGAUCAUGAACCGUAUCCAAGUUCUUCUAGAAACUGGGAGGAACCGCAUUGGAAAGAUGGAUCAGAUGGAUGGGCUAAUGAGAAGGAACGCGGUGGCGAUUGGAAAUACAAGGACCGACAGUGGGACCAUGACGAUCAUCCGGCGGCUGGAGCUGGGCAACAUACACAUAAUCACGGGGGAAAUCGUCGUUGGCCACCGGGACAUUCGGAGCAGGGUCAACCCUCAACAUGGCAUGGAAAACCGAAAGAAGAUCUGGAAUUUGCACCGCGUCAUAAAUUGGCUGGAAGACUUGGCGAAGGCGGUGGUGGUGGCGGUGGUAAUAAUGAUCGUCCAAUGUUUCGUCGCCAAGGGCACCAGGGACACACGUCAAUGUUUCAUCAUGGUCGUAAACCUCAUUUGGGUCCCGGUCGCUUUGGGAAUAAAUAUAGUCUCAAUCGCACACAGCAAAAUCUAUCUGUUCAGCACCAACAUCAAGGAUCUCUCGGACCAAACCAACAACAACCGGGGACAAGUCGCUCUGCGUCUGCCCCCAGAAGUCCCAAUGCCCAACAACAAAAUGCAACGGUACCAUCGAUCAAUCAAAAAGAAGUAAAUUUAUCAAUUUCCGAACAAAUCGCAUCUGGCCAAGAUGGAGCUCCACCAUUCAAAUCUUCGGACAACCCCUCUGCUGUCGCUCGAAUGGGUGAACAUGCAAUUUCCUCACUCGUGGGCCCCGCAGAAUGGGAUGAACCGAUGGAUUCUCCAGCACCCAUCGAACCAAAGAGUGAAACAACAACUGAGGCUACCGCUCCCGUUGAUGCUGUUGUUGAAUCUGAGAAAGCUCCCGAACCCAUAGCGGAACCUCUGGAAGAGGAUAACCUGAGCGAAAUCAGUGAUGACCCGGAUGAUAUCCUGACGAGAGAGGAGGAGGAUGAUGUUAAUAGCUGCAUCGUAUCUGCCAAAGGUAAUGGGACUUUAAAUGAGAUGGACAAUUCUUGUACCGCCUCAGCGACCGUAACGUCGUCUGGAGCAGUAUAUGGUUCAUCAUCAUCAAUGAUGAUUCCGUCGCAAGUUUUACAAAAUCAUCCACAUCAGUUCCAACAGCACCAGCAGCAGCAACAGCAACAACAGCAGCAGCAGCAACAAUCAUUUCCCCCUCGGCGUCCUUUUUUAUCUAAGGCUAGAUACAAAUCUUACGAUGGGUGUAUCGGAGGUCCGCUCCCCGAUCUUUACGCGAAUGUCGAUGACAGCGGAACGUCGCUACGAAUCGCUGCCGGAGAAAUAACCCAAGCGAUCGAAUCGUCUGGCGCGGAUAAACUUUCCUCCGGGGAUCCCAAUGCUCUGGGCCAAGGUGCUAACGAUGCGGCGAAUAUCGGUUCGGAUGAACUGCUUGCAAACUCAUCGUCGUUGCAAUCGCAACAGUCGAACACUAAUUGGGAUCACUCGGGCGAUGCAUCAGCAUCCGGUCAGGAGGCUAAAGAUGCAAAGGAAGCCGGAAAACUGCACGCUAAUAAAGAGCUGAAGGAGGAGAUGGAUUUGGAUUUCGAGGAAAUCUCCGAUGGAGAGCUGGAGGAGGAAAAUAAAUUCAAAGGUUUGGGAGAUGCUCUUGGUGUGGAUUGGGCAAGUCUAACACUCGAAACACGAGCCAAGUUGAAGCCUGAACAAACAAUACCUGUUUCCGCACGAAAUCGCUGGAAGGCCCAUCAUAUCUUGUUGGACAUCGGAAUCUCAGUCCGUCUCGCCGGAGAAGCAUAUGCACAACGGGUUCUAACCGAGUCCAAGGAAAAGCUUCGAGAAGAAAUCGAUGAGUUCAAAGCGGCUGCCGAGCGGAAGAAAGUGGCGGCAGUCAAAAAAGAAGAAGAGGAGCAAAUGAUAAAUGGUGUGAAAAUCAAGAAAGAAAUUUUGGAUGAAGAUGAUCAGGAAGCGCGUAAGGAAGCAGAACAAGAUGGUAAUUCCAUCAAAAAGGAGGAGGGCAUAGAUGAUUCAAAGGAAGCCACUGAGCAGGAAACUAAUCUGGCUGAAAUGGAUAAAAUUCUCCACCCUGUGGCAGCUGUUCACGUGGCUAUGCGCGAACGGCUCCAAGCUCGCCGCAAUCUUAUUCUGCAUGCAGCAGGUCCCCACAGCCGAGCGCUGAGUGCUCGUCGUGAUUUGGAAAUUCGACGCCAACUGUGCGGCUUUCCUCCGCAGGAAUGCAACGAACGUAUUACUGAGCAUCAAACCGCUCCGACCAAUCCGGAAUUGCAUGAAACAGUUAUGAAGCUCUUCAUGGCUACGGUUCAACCGAAGAAAAUUGAAGUGCAGUGAGACGGCGGCGGCAUGUAAGUGUUUUGUUUAUUUGCGGUAUUGCUGAAAUAAUGAUAUCCAUACUUUAGAGCUAAAUAUUUUACGAACGGAAGGAAAAUGAAUUUUCCUUCGCUCAGAACACACCAACUCCAAUGUAUCGUAUCCGUAAAAAAAGUUUUUCUUUCCCUGUUGUGUAUUUGAAAAUGACAUGUCUUGAUUACAGAAAUAAAGUUUUAUUAUC